AUGCCUCCACCACUAUUUGGCGCUGCAGCGGGAAUACCACCUCCUGGGCUUGGUUAUCCCCCUCGUUAUCCUCCUAUGAUUGGUGUUCCAACUGGCUUCAGACCACCCCACCCACUAGUUCCUCCACAGGGCAUGAUGAUUCCACCCAGACCACAGAUUCCAUGGCCUCAGCCAGGAGUUGCAGUCCCUCCGACAUACACUGUACCACCACAGUGA
Molecule: messenger RNA, 216 nt
Organism: Schistosoma curassoni
Lineage: Eukaryota; Metazoa; Platyhelminthes; Trematoda; Strigeidida; Schistosomatidae
Source: the annotation of a GenBank genome assembly